UCUGAAUAGAAAAAAACAGGGAGUAGCAAAAUUAUCUUCCCUUGAACGUCGUCGUUAUCAAACCGUUCCAUCAGAAAACUCCUCCAUCUUGAAGCCGCAAUUAUUAUUCACUUGGAGAAGAAGAUGCAAAACAGUGAAGAAGAAAAGUUUAGAGCACGGAGAUUAGAGAUAACUGAUAAGGGAAAGGGGUUCAUAGAGUUACUACAACAGCUAAGCGUUUGUGAUUCAGUCUCUGACAAGGAAUUUGAGGAUCGAUUUGGAGAGAUUGAAUCACUCGGUGAUGAUCAUGUGAUCUGUGUUAUUGAGGAUGAGAUUUCUGGAAAGAUAAUUGCAACGGGGAGUGUUUUUAUUGAGAAGAAAUUUUUGAGAAAUUGUGGUAAAGUUGGGCAUGUUGAGGAUGUUGUUGUUGAUUCAAGUGCUCGUGGGAAACAGCUGGGAAAGAAGGUAAUUAACUUCCUUACGGAUCAUGCUCGUUGUGUGGGGUGUUAUAAGGUUAUUCUUGAUUGCAGCGUUGAGAAUAAGGUGUUCUAUGAGAAAUGUGGGUUUAAGCAGAAGGAAGUUCAGAUGGCUAUGUAUUUUGUUUGAUUAGUGUUUUUCUUUUCUUUUCUGGAUUUCCAAAUUCUUGUAUUUCUCAUGUAAUGGUUUUUGGUUUAUGCAUAGCAGUUCAUAUUGAAGUCAAAAACCUUAUUAUUUUAA
Cicer arietinum (chickpea) is the source of this 696-nucleotide messenger RNA. Its product is annotated as glucosamine 6-phosphate N-acetyltransferase. Gene Ontology annotation, molecular function: glucosamine 6-phosphate N-acetyltransferase activity. The record is from RefSeq and is a predicted model, not a curated record. Lineage: Eukaryota; Viridiplantae; Streptophyta; Magnoliopsida; Fabales; Fabaceae.